AUGGGCAGCGAGAAGAUCACCUCCCACUUCAAGGGCUCCAAAUCCGGCAGGCGCUCGUCGACCGGGAAAGGCAAGGCCAAAGCCGUCGCGCGGGUCGAAGACGACGACGAGAACACCGAGGAGGCGAAGUAUCUUAGCAUCUUAAAGACCUUCGACAUGACCACGAAGUACGGUCCCGCGCUCGGUUUGACUCGCAUGGAGAGGUGGGAGCGCGCGGAGAAGCUCAACCUCGACCCCCCCGCCGAUGUCUACAAGAUCCUCACGGAGCACGACGAGGACGGGAAGUUCACGGAGUGCGUCUGGGAGCGCAUGGUGUGA
Molecule: messenger RNA, 318 nt
Organism: Micromonas commoda
Lineage: Eukaryota; Viridiplantae; Chlorophyta; Mamiellophyceae; Mamiellales; Mamiellaceae
Exons: 3
Coding region: 1-318 (105 amino acids)
Biological process (GO): DNA-templated DNA replication; DNA synthesis involved in DNA repair
Cellular component (GO): delta DNA polymerase complex
Molecular function (GO): DNA-directed DNA polymerase activity
Source: RefSeq, a predicted model, not a curated record